Messenger RNA from Diabrotica balteata, 573 nucleotides. The record is from the annotation of a GenBank genome assembly. Lineage: Eukaryota; Metazoa; Arthropoda; Insecta; Coleoptera; Chrysomelidae.
AUGGCAACAGAUUCUACAUCACUCAAAUCAACCUCAAGCAGCAAACCCAGAACUCCAGGAGUGGACACUGGUAAAAAAGUAGGCUUUGCUAGACCUACGUUGAUCAUUCCUCCCCCUCAAGCAUAUUAUCCGCCGCAGUUCGGUGCAUAUACUCCUGGAGGAAUAAGCAAUCAUUCCCAUCAUUCUCAUGGACACCCACAUUAUGCAUAUGGAAGAAAAGCAUCGAUGUUUAUGAUGCAUCAGUUUGACGGAAUCAAAGACUUUGCUAAAUCUGGUUUAGGAAUUGGUGAAAAGUGUUCAUAUUGGUGUUAUGGCAAGGUAACGAAAUUAAGCAAAAAAUGGUUUACACAUUGCUUCCUGUCUAUAGUGCUGGGGUUAUACACUGUUGGAGGAGCUCUUUUGUUUAUGUACGUAGAAGAUAAAGACCCGGAAUAUAUGCCUAACGAUAAAAAUGGGCCAAUAAAGAAAUCUAAGAUAGCAUGUGAAAUUCCAUCAACAUUGUUAGACCAGAAUAUAAAUGAGGAAAAUUUGACACGACAAACAACAACACAACACAACAAACAGUUACACUGA